UGUGUGUGCGGGUGCGUACGCGGCGCGAGUGGAAGUGAAGAUGGCGGACGGCGAGGAGGCCGAGCGGGAGACCCGCGGCCAGAGCUGCAGCCCCUCCGCCCUGAGAGCGCUCUCCGCCCGCCUGGAGGAGCUGUCCGCGGCGCUGAGGGCCGGCCCGGAGCACGGGGAGCGGGAGGACGCCACCGCGCGGUACUGCCAGGCGUUCUGUCAGACCCUGUUCGAGUGUGUGAGUGUGUGGAGGUCAGACGAGGACCCGUGGCCUGUGCUCGAGAGUUACCGUGUGGCGCUGCUGAGUUUUGCGCGAGUCUCAGCGUACUUCUCUGUCCGGAGCGAGAGCGUCAGUGUGGUUCUCGAGAGACUGUCGCUGAGUUGUGUGGAGCUGCUGCUCUCCGUACCCGGGCCUUUUCCAGAUGCAUUAUGGGAACACUUUCAGUCCUCCAUACAGGCGGCGCAUGCACUGCUGCAGGACGGCGGCAUCACCCAGCUGCACCUGCUCUCUGCAGCCACUCGGGAGCGCGGGAUGUGGAACAGCUGCACACUACAGAGCCUCCUCAGGAAUGAGACGCCUGCGCAGGAGGAAGUGCGUGAGUUUCUGAUGCGUGAAGGACCGGAGCUGGUGCAGCUCAGGGUGAAGUUCCUGAUUAAAGAGAACUCCAUGGAGAAGGCGGCGCUGCUGGCCAAGGCCUGUGCCGAGUUCCCCGAGUUUGGGGGAGGCAGAGGAUACUUUAAACAGAGCUACCUCGUGUGUGUGUGCUGUUUUGCGCCACAGGAGAUGCUCAUGGAGGAGCUCUCCCGGGUGGACUGUCAUGAUGCUCUGGAGAUGAUCUGUAACCUGGAGGCAGAAGGAGAUGAAAGAGGAGCGUUUACGCUGUGUUCAGGCUUUCUCACCCGACAGCUCCUGCAGGAGGACUCGUACUGCGCCUGGGAGCUGACGCUUUUCUGGAGUAAACUCUUGAAGCGGUUGGAGCCGUCCGAGCAGAGCUUCCUGGAAAAGUGCCAGAAGAUGUCUCUUCUCGCCAAAACAGUGUUCCAUCUGCUGUUCUUUAUUAAAGUCAUCCAGUCUGAGUUGGACAAGAUAGGAUUGCCAGCCUGCAUCGAGAUGUGUAUACGCGCCCUGAGAAUGGAGUCCUGCGAGGGAGCCGACAAAGCUACCAUCUGCAAAACCAUCUCGUGCCUCCUGCCCUCUGACUUGGAGGUGAAGCGGGCCUGCCAGCUGACAGAGUUCCUCCUGGAGCCCACCGUGGACUCCUAUUACGCCGUGGAGACACUGUACAACGAGCCCGACCAGAAGCUCGAGGAGGAAAACCUUCCCAUACCCAACUCUCAGCGCUGCGACCUUUUCCUCGUUUUCAAAACACAGUGGCCUUUUGAUCCAGAGUUCUGGGACUGGAAGACGCUAAAGCGUCACUGUUUAGGUCUCAUGGGUGAGGAGGCUUCUAUCGUGUCCUCCAUCGACGAGCUAAACGACGAUCGCUUCGUGGAGAUGGAGAAGGAGGAUUCGGACCUGGCGCCGGAGGAGUUUAAGGACGUGUUCGAGUGCUUUCUGGACACGACAAAUGGACUAAAGGAGAUCGCCGACCAGCGACAGAAAAACAGAGAAGUGAAGAAGCUGAGGGAGAAAGGAUUUGUGUCGGCCAGGUUCAGGAAUUGGCAGGCGUACAUGCAGUACUGUGUGUUGUGCGAUAAGGAGUUUCUCGGUCACAGAAUAGUGCGACACGCACAGACUCACUUCAGAGAUGGGUAUUAUAGCUGUCCGAUUUGCACAGAGGCGUUUGAGAUGCGAGAGACACUUGACCCGCAUGUCGCUUCGCAUGUAAAGCUCUCAUGUAAAGAGCGCUUGGCUGCAAUGAAAACCACUAAGAAGCUGGCUGAUGCGAAAACCUCUGCUCCUGAUAUCGGUGCUCUGAAAAACAAAAGUGGAGAAAAUCAGGCGCGUAAGGCAAAAGCUAAAAACUACAUUGGAGAACCUGGCCUGGUGUACAACGGAGAAGCUGCCGGCUCCCAGGUUUCUGGCGUCAGGCCGAACGGGAGCGAGAGGAACGUCUGUCCUGUUCCGAACUGCAGGAAAGGGUUCAAGUUCUUUCGCAAUCUUCUCACUCAUGUGAAGGAUCACGGGGAAGUUGAAGAGGCAAAGCGCUUCCUCGAACUGCAGACCACGAAGAUCAUUUGUCAGUAUUGUCGCCGUCAUUUUGUUAGCGUCAGUCACCUCAAUGACCAUCUCCAGGUCCACUGUGGGGCCAAGCCUUACUCGUGCAUUCAGCUGAACUGCAAAGCUAGCUUUGACACCAGCGCCGAUCUCCUCGUUCAUAGCAAAGGACAUCCGGUCUUUAAGGCCAGGUGCAUGUUCCCAGGCUGUGGAAAGAUCUUCAACGAAGCGUAUAAACUCUAUGACCACGAGGCACAGCAUUACAAAACGUUUACCUGCCCAGUGGCGGACUGUGGUAAAGUGUUCCACACACGGUCGCAGUUAGAUUUGCACGAGGAAAGCCACAAUGUUAAGAAAGUGGAGACACAACCUACUGAGAGCAGUGGCACACCUCUUGCAGAGCCUGAGCCACACCCAGCCAUGGAACCAACCCGUCAGGAUGUUUACCGUUUAGGGCCUCAGAUGAAGUCCAGCUGUAUGAUGAACCCUGCGGAUCACUCGGCACAUCUUGUGAAAGUAAAGCACUCCAUUGAAAACAUGCUCGGCCCUGCUGGUCACGGUCCCAUGCAAGAAUUCAGCCUCGUGAAGUGCAAAACCGAGCCACCCGAUCCGACCGACGCGCAGCAGCCUCAGGUCCCAUGUGUGGAGCUCCGGCACAUCCAGUCUCCAUUAAAGCCUCCCAUGGCGCACGUGAAUGAACCCAGAUCGGAAGAAUCCUUGUUAGAUGUGCUAAUGAACGAUCAGUUGCUCACUCCUUCAUGCUCACUUCCAUCAGAACCUUCAUAUCAGAGCCUCCUGGAGGACUUUCAGCAAGCUCCGUCAGGUGAUGUGUUGCAGGCGCAGAUGGAGUCUGCUGUUUCACAGAGUCACACUCAGCCCUUGUACGGAAAUGAAAACACUGAAUACACUCAAUAUAAUCCCAGUCCUGUAACCCCGAUGCACACACCACACCCAGUACCAUAUGGGAACGAUAUGGUUCCCUUGACGCAGUCGGCUCAUAACAGUCCACCAGUCAUGCCUGUGUCUCAGAGACUUCCUCCACAAGUCGCCCCUUUUCCCACUAACAGACCGGUACAGCCCCUGCAAGCCAACACUCUUGGUUCUGCGCUUGAAGAAAAGGACAGAUACAGGUGUGCGUACGAGACGUGUUCUCGAGACUACAGCUCUUACAGAAGUCUAACCAAACACAUGAAAGCUGCUCAUUGUGAGUUUUAUGCACAAUGGAAACUGGCAAGGAGGAACAGUAAAGCUCCAUCAGUUAUGAGCAGAGCUGCGUCCAUGAACGGGAAACAUGUUUCUUCAGGACCUGUCCAAAACCAGCUGGGUCAGAGGACUACUGCUUCCCAGGUGUCGGAGCAGAAACCGCCUGCUCAACCACACUACUCAACAAGCUGUAUCAACUCCAGUUACCCUUCUGGGUCUUCCAAUUUAACCAGUCCUACUGGUCAGACUUUUCCAAAUCAAAUGGACAGCAUAUUGGAUCCCAUUGUGCUCUCGCAGCUAGGAAAUGCUAGUACAAGUCAGCCUCAUAUAACUUCUCACUCUUCAUGGAACAGUUCGCUACAGCAGCAGAAUUACCAAUCGCAAGCCAUGAUGACUUCUUCUGGUCAUUUCUCCUCGCAGAUGGACACCGCAUUGCAAAACCAAGUGCCAAAUACAUAUAAUGAAGAUAUGACCUACUCCUCUGUGCAGCAUCAAAACAGUCCCUCAUGCCGCUUCGUUCAGACCCAACCGGGCGUUACUCAAACUAUAAGCAACCCAGCCAAAAUAGGCCAUCCUGGUGAUUUAGCUGCGAUUCCCUACAUUCAGCAAACAAAGACCAAUUCUGUACCAGUUGUUAAACAUACUGAGUGUGCUGUAAAACUGGAGAGAAACCCAGAUUUGGUUCCCUCCUCACCAAACAAAGUGCCCUCCACGCGGAGCGACUCUCCUGCAGCCAUGAACUCUCAAACUUCUCAAGAUGAUAUCAACAGUUCUGCCCAGGAUGGUGACAUCAAAAAAAGGAAGCGAAGCAGCAGAACAAAGUGGCCCGCCAUCAUUAAAGACGGCAAGUUUAUAUGCUGUAGGUGCUUUAGGGAGUUCCAGAGUCCUAAAUCUCUGGGGGGACAUUUGUCUAAGCGUGCUGUCUGCAAACCCUACGAUGAAACGGUCCUGUCUGCGGAUCUUCCCAGUUCGUUUCUUGAGCUUCUGAACUCCCCUCACCCAUCUGACACGCCUCAGUCCUCACCUUCUGCGCAGGUCGGCUCUAAUCAGGCUUGGCCUUCAAUGACUAAGGGCCCGCUUGACCCAAAAUUGUUUCCUAACGUUACUUUUCUAAACACUAAAGAUUCCAUGUAUAACAGUGACAGCAAGCCAAGCGGUGAAACCAUCCCACAGAGUUCACCGAGUCUGGGCGAGUGCGCUGGUGCACGCCAGCAGACCUUUGCAGGCUCGUCUGUCUCUUACCCUCAAGACAACCAAAACAGUGUGAUUCAACACACCGGAAAUAUCAAAGACAAGCAUCAAAUGAAUUACACUCAGCUUCGCAACCCCUUGCCAAGUCAAAGUGUGUCCUCAGAUAAACUUUUGUCUCGCUUGUUAAGUGAAAACCAAACUUCUGACUCGAACUUCAGCAGGGGUUCCACUAAUCGUAUUGAUCGAAUGCUUCAAGCUGAAACACUAAACAAAAUUAAGGAGAUUAAAGAUAAGACUACAUUUACAAACGCCAGUGGAUUGACCAAUGAUGGGCUUCUCGCUGCCAUGGCUAGUCUUGCUCAAAAUCUGAUGUCGGAAAAGAGUGUUAAAGAACGGCUUCGCGAACAGAUAUUAGCUGGAGACUUUCAAAAAAGAAGCAGUUCAUGUCAAGGACAAGCGGUCGAUAAUUCAAGUGUACAAAGUGCAAUAAUUAAUGUCCCACAAAACACAGCGCAUGUAAUUAAAAAAGCUCUGCAGAGUGAUGAGCCUAAUGUUGGAAGUGGCAUUGAACCCAGUGAACGCAUCACCUCGGGUGGGAGUGUCCUAUCUGAGGAUACACCGAUAGAAAUUCCCCUGGCUUGUGCUUCUAACAACAAUGCUUAUAAUAAGCCACAAGUACAAGAAGACGAUAAUGAAAUCACAGAAAUACAGAAAGCUCUUGAAAGACUGGAUCUAGAUAGAGAAAUAAAACACCAUGACCAGCCCCCUACUGUUCCUCUAGAAAUCGAAGAAGUACCUAAGGCCUCCGAAGCUACGCCCGUUUGUAUCAGCCGAGGCUAUUCAUGCGACAGUGACGGCUGUGGUUACAGAGCUAUGACAAAAGACGCUCUCUUUAAACAUCUAAUGAAACAGCAUAACUAUACAGAGGAAAUGCUAACUCAGUGUCGGAAGGAACAGUUUAACUUUGCGCCUUUUAAUUGUCAAAUAUGUCCAAAGACAUUCACACGAAACUCCAACCUCAGAACCCACUAUCAGUCUGUUCACAACUUCUCACACGAGCAGGUUGUAAAGUUGGGGAUUACACGCCAGUACAGUCGCAAGUCCAUGGAGGCUGAGCAGAGUCUUAGUGCCCCUCUGAACAUCUCGGAUUUGCCCCGUCUGCCAGCCCCCAGGUUCCCCUCUGCUGGACAGACUGGUCCUGGUGUCCUGGGUUUGAUGCCUGGCGUUGAAAGCAUUAAAUCAGAAUGCAGCGUUCAACCUUUUAAACAGCAUGUUCCUGUUGCUUCUGGUGACUCUGUUAUUGCGGGGACUGUACAGAGAGCGAACCCAGCUCCAUAUCUUCUUCAGAGUCAGGCUACUAUGCAUCCAUCAGUGAUUAAGGCCGUUCCUUCUUUGUUAACCUCCGCAAACGCGGGUCAGCAGUUAAAUCGACAAAACGGGUUUGUGCCAGGAUCUCUCACACCCUUUCAGCACACCCAUGUUUUGCCUCCUGCAGGUCUGUUGCCUUCAGGUGCAUCACCUGUCCCUCCUUUAGUCCCAGCGCAGUUGGGCAGCCUGACUCCAGAUAAGAAGCCUAAACUGGGAAGGCCUAAAAUGCCAAAACCGAAAGAAGCGAUCAAGAAGACUAAGGAGAAAAAGAUGGACAUGGACGAUGUUUUUAGUCCCUAUCGGCCUUACCGCUGCGUCCAUCAGGGCUGUGUAGCUGCCUUUACCAUCCAGCACAACCUUAUUCUUCAUUACAAAGCCAUCCACCAGUCUGCCCUCCCCAAAUUUGAAGAUAAUGGAGAGGAUGGACAGAUUGAGGAGGAGGAGGAGGAGGAGAAUAACGAGGUCGACGAGGAGAACGACAUGCCUAGUGGUGAGCUCGGUGAGGUGUCAGAGUUUCGUUGUCAAGUCAAAGACUGCUCCCGAAUAUUCCAGGUGGUUACAGAUCUGCUGCAGCAUUAUCUCCACCUCCACAAACUCAGCCUCGACAAAGCAGGAGCUAUGAUGUCCGGCAUGAACCUGGGCAGGUUCCGCUGUGACCAAGCAGAUUGUGACGUUACCUUCACAGGGUUCUGGAAGUACGUUAACCACGUUGAAAACGAACACAAAAAAGUAAAGCUCUCCAAAACUGACCCUGUUGAUGGAAUGUUCCAGUGUGAGGUCGAGGGCUGUAGCUGUGUUUACACCACACGGUCAAAUUUGCUGCGGCACAUCAUGAAAAAACAUCAAGACCUUUACAAACUUCGACUGUUGAACUCAAAAGGUGUCAGACUUGGCCGUCCUCCAAAGAACAGCUUAGUCUCACUGGAGAAGGAAAAUAGAGAAGUUAAUAAAAAACCAAGUCAGAAAGGUGGUGAGAAAAAGAAAAAGAAACAAAAGAACCUUUGGACGAAAUACGGAAACCCGAUUUUAAAAACAAAAGAGGAGGCAUCUGCCAUGUGCACCAAGAGGAUUCAGUUGCAGUACCCAUGCAUGCUUAAAGGCUGUGAGACGGUCACGUACUCUGAGAGAAAGCUUAUGAAGCAUUACGUCCAGCACGGCCUGCCCAAACAAUACCUGGAGGAGCAGAGGAGCAACUACAUCUUCUGCAAGAAAAUGGCUCGCUCCAAGUACAAACGAAUUGCGUCACGGAGCGACGAUACUGACAAGUCUGACGAAAGCUCUAUCGAAGCAUCUGAGAACGAGGAAGCUCUCGGACCGAGUGAGUCAGAGUUCUCAAAGCUGACAUCUGAAAAGGAGAGCACAGAGGACACUGAAGUUUCGGAUGCCAAGUUGUCCAGUGAUUUGAGCUCGGAAAUCUCCGUGGUGGUCAAGCGAAAGAGGGGCCGUCCACGCAAGGGGGAACGUGUCAAACAUCUGCAUUUGGCACGCAAGAGAGUGACGAGGUUAAGAGCAGCGCAGACUCACUCGGUCAACUAUGCAGACAUUAAUUCUGACUCGACUUCGUCCAGCGCCACGCUUCCACAAGAGCAAACCGCAACAUUGAGCUCAUUCAAGCCCAUGGGCUUCGAAGUCUCCUUCCUCAAGUUCCUGGAGGAAUCAAGUCAGUCCACUGGAAAAAGCAAGACAACAACUUCUUUAGUACACCAACACAAGAAAUUCCCAAACGUGCAUCUCAAGACGGCCUCGGUGGUGUGCAGCAGGAUCAAUCCUGAUCAUCACUGCCGCGAUGUGCUGAAACUUGUUGAAUUUAAAAACCCCCAGAGGCUUACGUCUCUCAGCAAGGUGACCUUCGAGGUGCACAGAAGCUUCUCAAAUGUAUUCGAACUUUUGCUCAAGCAGCUGCAUGAAAUGCGACCUGCAGUGGUCAUUCAAAAAGAGGGCGUGUCCAAUGCUACCGGGUAGUUCCCUGGAUGUGGGGGGUGGGGUUGGGGCGGGUCGUCGGCUCCCGUGUUACUCUUUUGGCAAUGUUAAAUGAUUAAUAGAUUGAGUGGGUAAUAAUCUGUUGCAAUGUUCUGAAAGCCCUUGAUGUUGAAUGCUUCUCUUAACAUCUGCUAAUCCCUCAAACGAUUGUGUAUUAAAUUUUUUUUUUUGAAGUUUGUUAAUUAAAACAGUUAAUAAUGAUAUACCUCUUACGCAUGCCCUUACGAAGUUAUCCGGCACAUGUGGUGGUCGAUGUUGGAAAUGAAACCCCUUAGAGGAAGUAUUUUAAUUUGUUGUGGAUCCCCGUAGGAGUUUACAAUUGAAUUAGCUUCUGUUGCAGAUGGACUGAUGAUCCUGUAGUGCAGUGGUGAGCUGUAGAUGGUAACCAUUUUAGUCUUGUUCAUCUUGCAUUGUAAAUUUUGAACGUCUCUAGCGUUGUCUGUGUGUGCACAUACUGACCCUCUGGAUAAUUUACUGCCACCAGCAGUCUGUACCUUAAACAACAGAGACCAAUUUAUUACAGCUUGCCUUUUCUA
Molecule: messenger RNA, 8424 nt
Organism: Clarias gariepinus (North African catfish)
Lineage: Eukaryota; Metazoa; Chordata; Actinopteri; Siluriformes; Clariidae
Gene: znf292b
Product: zinc finger protein 292b
Exons: 8
Coding region: 41-7870 (2609 amino acids)
Biological process (GO): regulation of transcription by RNA polymerase II
Cellular component (GO): nucleus
Molecular function (GO): DNA binding; DNA-binding transcription factor activity, RNA polymerase II-specific
Source: RefSeq, a predicted model, not a curated record